AGUUCGCCUCAUCUGUCACUAUUUUUCUUCGGAUUUGGAUAAUAAUUAUCUUUUCUUCUAAUAAUAUAGUUUUCAUGCACGUUUAUUGUAAAUUAAAUAUAUUUUCCUUUGUAUUAAAUUUGGUGCAACGACUUUUCCCUUUGUAAAUAUUGUACAUCUAUAUCAGUGAAAUUACAUAUAUUGUGAAACGGAUGAAAAUAACGUGAUUGUGAGUACGAUAUAGAAAAAUCAAACUUGUUAUUUUAAAAACGGUAAUUGGUGUUAAAGUUAUUAAUAUUUCUGUUUAAAUUGGCUUUGUAACCGAGUUAUAUUAAAAAUGUCCGGAGUGUGCGCUGGUCGCGUGCCUAAGCGCCUGAGAGCUCAUCGUAUGAAGAGGCGGUCAGUGCUGAGAAUGAUGGCAAUAAUGCAGGACAGGAACAGUGAGGAGGUGCCUCGCGAGUUCUUGGAGACGGGUCGGACUGGACGGAGGAACGCCAUGCCUGAUAUACUGCACCCUCAGGGUGCCGAGAUGACGACGGCAGACCUACCGUCACGGUUGCAACAGCUGGCCACUACUGAUCCAGAGCACCCGCAGCCGAGUACAUCGAAGAAUGAUCUCGAAGCGUCCAAAGACGAUCAAACGAGUAAAAGUAACUGCAGUUGAGCUCGCACAAGGUCGCAGUCUGGACUUGCCCAAAGUUGAAGUAAUCUCAAAAAGGUAAAUAGAAAUCCUAAGCACUGAACAUAGUGUAGGCCCACCUUUUUGUAGGAAGGUAUAGUGUACAAAUAUAGCUCUAAUGAUGAUACUUUCUACGGUGUCUAGCUCUAGUUAUAAAUGCUACGUGUAAUUUAAUUUGUACUAAUUUGUAAAAAAUUAUUUGAAUAAAAAGUAAGACGUUU
Papilio polytes (common Mormon) is the source of this 879-nucleotide messenger RNA. RefSeq lists its product as uncharacterized. Lineage: Eukaryota; Metazoa; Arthropoda; Insecta; Lepidoptera; Papilionidae. Bases 317 to 643 code for a protein of 108 amino acids. The transcript has 3 exons. Gene Ontology annotation, cellular component: nucleus; cytoplasm. Gene Ontology annotation, molecular function: cAMP-dependent protein kinase inhibitor activity. The record is from RefSeq and is a predicted model, not a curated record. Gene Ontology annotation, biological process: negative regulation of cAMP-dependent protein kinase activity.